GGGACUGCCGAGGGGCUGGGAAGGAAGAGGAAGGGCUGUCGGGGCUGAGAAAGAAGAAGAAGAAGGGCUUUUGGCUGGGUGGAGGGAAGAAGAAGGGCUGUCAGGUGGCUGGGUAGGUGAUUUAGGGCUGCCGGAAACAGAAGGGUUUGGCUCUGAUACCAAGAAAAAGAAUAUAAUUGAAUGGCUUAAUUACAAUGUAUGAUUAGCUUUGUAUAUAUAUAUACUGAAUUGAGGAGAUUACAAUUUAGGAAGGUAGAAUAACAAUAAAAUCAAAUAUAAGAGAAUAUGCUUAAAAUCCUGUAAUCACAUAAUAAAUAAGAUUCACACAAUAUAUGGGAAUCCCAUAUUCCAACAAUACACUGAUUAAAUAACUUACUUCCUCAUGAAAUUUCCUGAAUAUAUACAAUGUUUUAUCUAAUUAUGGAUUAAAGCAGUCUAUAGAAUUUGGGGUAAAGCAUUAUUUAAAUGUGUGCUUUCACGGUUGUACCAUUAAAUAAACUGACCAUUUUCUUCAAAUGGAAGACUUGACAGUCCAACAAGCAGGCCACUCCAAUCACAAGAAAAGGGACAUAAUCGUACUGACCUUGAUAUUAUUCAUUGGAAUGCUUCUGUUGGGUCUGUGCAUAAUGCUCUAUGUCCGGAAAAGGAAGAAGAAGAAUUUACAGCUGCACACAGAAGGAAACCUAGCACAUAACUCCAAACAAAGUUACACUAACCAAAUUGAGAAGGAAGAUCUAGAGUUGCCCUUGUUUGACUUUGCUACAAUAGCUAAUUCUACAAAUCAAUUUUCAAUCGACAAUAAGCUUGGAGAGGGUGGAUUUGGACCU
Molecule: messenger RNA, 827 nt
Organism: Camellia sinensis
Lineage: Eukaryota; Viridiplantae; Streptophyta; Magnoliopsida; Ericales; Theaceae
Source: RefSeq, a predicted model, not a curated record